This is a messenger RNA of Erigeron canadensis, 916 nucleotides long. RefSeq lists its product as uncharacterized. Gene Ontology annotation, biological process: root development; shoot system development. The record is from RefSeq and is a predicted model, not a curated record. The transcript has a single exon. Bases 17 to 916 code for a protein of 299 amino acids. NCBI's taxonomy places the organism in Eukaryota, Viridiplantae, Streptophyta, Magnoliopsida, Asterales, Asteraceae.
UUGCCUUACUUGUAUCAUGGCUUCUGCUUCAAAAUUUAGCAUCAAAAACCAAACUAAAUCGAUUAGUUUACCUUGCAGAUCGCAUCCGACCACAUGUGAAAUUGAACAGCUACUUAACAAGAUCAAAACAACAAUAUCUAGCCCAUCUGCAGAAGUCAUUUGCAGUGGUUUAUCACAGGUAGUAGAAUUGUACAAAUGUACGGAUGAUCUUCUAAAUUCAUCAACUACCAAAGUUUUAAUGUCUAAUGAACGAAACAAGAAAUGGGUUGAUGAGUUAGUAGAUGAGUCUAUGAAUUUGUUGGAUAUUUGUGGGGGGAUUAGAGAAAUGGUGUCAGAAAUCAAAGAUCAUAUUAGAGAUAUUCAUUGUGUUCUACGUAGGAGAAAAGGAGUGACAGUCAUUGAAGACAAUAUCGUAAAGUAUAAUUGCUUUAGGAAGAAAAUGAAAAAAGAUGUAAAAAUGAUGGUAACAAGUUUGAAGCAAGUUGAUAACAUGAUCAUGGACUACGGUGGUUCGGUGGUGGUUGAUUCAGAUAACCACCACCUUGUAGCCUUGAUUAAGGCGGUAAUAGGAGUUAGUGAAACGACAACUUUUGUUUUUGAGUCUUUGUUAUUGUUCUUUUGUGCCCCGGUUCUAAAGCCAAAUAGAUGGUCCCUUGUGUUGUCAAAGUUGAUACACAAAGGGAUGGUGGCAUGUGAAGAUAAACAAGAGCAAGGUGUUGUUGUGAACGAAUUUGAAAGAAUUGAAUCCACAUUGCGCAUAUAUGGAUCGAUAAAUGAAGUAGACGAUGUGCAGAUUGCACAGUGUAGAUUAGAGAGAUUGGGAGCUCAGAUUGAAAAUAUGGAGAUCGGGUUAAAUGAAAUAUAUCGGUGCUUGGUUAGAACAAGAGUUUCUUUUCUUAAUAUUAUCUCCCUGUAA